AUGCCCGAGAAAACCGUUCUUAUCACCGGCUGUAGCCAGGGCGGCAUAGGGGCAUCCUUGGCAAAGGUAUUCCGUGCCAAAGGUUUCUACGUCUUUGCAACGGUACGAAACGUGGCCAAAGCCGGAUCAUUAGUUGACCGAGAAGGCAUAGAGAUCCUUGAGCUUGAAGUCACAUCUCUUGAAUCCAUCCAACAAUGUGCGAGAGCCGUUGAGAAACGCACCGGUGGCUCGCUCGACGUUCUGGUCAACAACGCUGGCGCCAGUCAUGUUCUCCCGCUCUUAGACACAACAAUCGAUGAGGCGAAAAAGCUAUAUGAUACGAAUGUCUGGAGCGUCCUUGCUAUGACGCAGGCAUUUACUCCGAUGCUCGUCAAGGCAAAGGGCGUACUCUGCAACAUUAGUUCGGUUGCUGCUUUCGUGCCGUUCGCAAUGUCGGGAACGUACAACAGUUCCAAAGCGGCCACAACCAUGCUCUCCGAGACACUGCGUCUCGAAUUGGAACCUCUCGGCGUGCGGGUUAUCACAGUGAUGGUUGGAAUCGUUGACACACCGAUCAAUGCCAAGAGCGAUGCCUUGGUGCUGCCUGAUAAUUCCUACUACGGUGUAAUUAGAGAUCGAAUAGCUCUAUUUAGAGAUGGGUCGGCCUACCCAAACAAACAAGAUCCUGACGUGACAGCAAAAAACAUCGUCCACGACGUGGUCAACGGCAGCAGCAGCUACAUUUGGCGUGGGCAGUCGGCCUCUCUUGCGUGGUUCUGCUUUACGUUUAUACCCAACCGAUUUCUUGUCAACAUGAUGAACGGGGACAAGGGUCUUGAUGAAGUCGCCCGGGCGCAUAAAUCUGGAUAG
Messenger RNA from Talaromyces rugulosus, 849 nucleotides. RefSeq lists its product as uncharacterized. The transcript has 2 exons. NCBI's taxonomy places the organism in Eukaryota, Fungi, Ascomycota, Eurotiomycetes, Eurotiales, Trichocomaceae. Gene Ontology annotation, biological process: phosphatidic acid biosynthetic process; triglyceride catabolic process. The coding region runs from base 1 to 849 and encodes 282 amino acids. Gene Ontology annotation, cellular component: lipid droplet; endoplasmic reticulum. The record is from RefSeq and is a predicted model, not a curated record. Gene Ontology annotation, molecular function: acylglycerone-phosphate reductase (NADP+) activity; triacylglycerol lipase activity.